AUGGCGGCAUUCUUGAAAGCAUGGGAAAGUGUAUGCCAAAGUACAAAGCCCCCCACCAUGACUAUUCCUGCAGGGAAAACCUUUCUCCUUAAUCCAACUACGUUUAGAGGCCCGUGCAAGUCUCCUGCUAUCAAUAUCCAGGUUUCAGGGAAUAUAUUAGCUCCAAGUUCAAUCUCCUCAUGGGGCAAUGACAAGGAACAUUGGAUCCAUUUCAAGUGUGUGGAUGGCCUCAGCAUUCAAGGAAGUGGGACAAUAGAUGGUCAAGGACAUGCAUGGUGGCCCAUCAAGAGUGCUCAAGAGACCCAUGAUAGUUUCAAGACGGUACCCACGGUAAGUGGUGUCUCUUUUUCUCUGCAGGAUGAUUUCGGGACGGCACCCACGGCAUUGAGCUUCGAUGUGUGCACCAAUCUAAAACUGAGGGAUUUGCACAUUGUUAAUAGCCAGCAAAGACAUAUCGCAAUACAUAAUUCUAAUACUGUUUACAUAGGGGGUCUCCAUAUUAAUUCUCCAGAAGAUAGCCCCAACUCUGAUGGCAUACAUAUCCAAAGCUCGCAACAUGUCAAUGUCGAGAACAGUUUCAUUGCCACUGGUGACGAUUGCAUUUCCAUUGGUGAUGGCACGUAUGAUGUAAAUGCAUCCAAAAUCACUUGUGGCCCGGGUCACGGCAUCAGCGUCGGAAGUCUCGGUAAAGAUGGGAGUCGUUCAACUGCAGAAAUGAUACAUGUUAAGGAUUCUUUCUUUAUUGGAACUAAAAAUGGGGCUCGGAUUAAGACAUGGCAGGGCGGUUCUGGAUUUGCCAGAAACAUUAUAUUCGAAAAUCUGAUCUUCACAGAUGUGGAAAACCCCAUCAUCAUUGACCAGUAUUACUGUCCAAACAAAGGUUGCAAGAAUCAAACAUCAGCUGUUAAGGUGAGCGAUGUCCAAUUCAUAGGGGUGCAUGGAACAUGUAAGAGUGAGGUGGCCGUCUCAAUAGCAUGCAGUGAGAGCAUUGCUUGCACAAACAUAGUGGUAAAUGGCCUUGAAAUAAGAUCUAGUGAGCCCCAAGUUGCUAUCACCACAUAUUGCCUCAAUGCUCAUGGAACUGCUCAGGGUAAAUGUAAUCUACCUGUUCCUUGCUUACACACAAAAAAUAUUGAUAGUUUCGGGACGGUACUCACGGUAAGUGGUGUCUCUUUUUCUCUGCAGGAUGAUUUCGGGACGGCACCCACGGGGGUCUCCAAAUUAAUUGUCCAGAAGAUAGGCGCAACUCUGAUGGCAUACAUAUCCGAAGCUCGGAACAUGUCAAUGUCGAGAACAGUUUCACUGACUUCAUCCAUCAAGAUAAGCCAAAUCAAGUAUGUUAACCUGCAUGGAACAUCAAGUAGAGAUGUGGCUAUAACCCUAGCAAGCUGCUCGGUGGCUUGCCAUGAUAUAGUCUUGAACGAUGUCAACCUCACUAUCGCUAAUCCCAAACCUGGCGAAACUGCAACUUCUUACUGCCUUAAUGUCCAUGGAUUAGCCCAAGGUGUGGUGAACCCUCCUGUUCCAUGCCUCUCCUGA
Amborella trichopoda is the source of this 1539-nucleotide messenger RNA. RefSeq names its product putative polygalacturonase At3g15720. Lineage: Eukaryota; Viridiplantae; Streptophyta; Magnoliopsida; Amborellales; Amborellaceae. Gene Ontology annotation, molecular function: polygalacturonase activity. The record is from RefSeq and is a predicted model, not a curated record. Gene Ontology annotation, biological process: carbohydrate metabolic process.